AUGGCGCGACUCGCAAGCCAACAAGGUGCCUCCAAGGCUUUCUCUUGGACCACCGUCUUCUACCUGCUCUUGGUGCUGAUUGCUCCUAUGGCGCUCUUCAGCUCCCCGGCUCAGGCCAACAGCACUGACGCUGCUGAAGAUUACGGCAGUGUUAUUGGUAUCGAUUUGGGAACUACAUACUCUUGUGUUGGUGUGAUGCAGAACGGAAAGGUUGAGAUUCUCGUCAACGACCAAGGAAACCGUAUCACUCCCUCCUACGUGGCCUUUACCGAUGAGGAGCGCCUCGUUGGUGACGCUGCAAAGAACCAAUACGCCGCCAACCCUACCCGCACCGUCUUUGACAUCAAGCGUCUGAUUGGUCGCAAGUUUGACGACAAGGACACCCAGAAAGACGCUAAGCACUUCCCCUUCAAGCUUGUCAACAAGGAUGGCAAGCCCCAGGUCAAGGUUGAUGUCAACAACUCCCCCCGUACCUUCACCCCCGAGGAGGUUUCCGCCAUGAUUCUCGGAAAGAUGAAGGAGAUCGCCGAAGGCUAUCUGGGCAAGACUGUUACCCACGCCGUCGUUACCGUUCCCGCUUAUUUCAACGACGCUCAGCGUCAGGCUACAAAGGAUGCCGGUACUAUUGCCGGUCUCAACGUUCUCCGUGUUGUUAACGAGCCCACCGCCGCCGCUAUCGCCUAUGGUCUAGACAAGUCUGGUGACGAGCGCCAGGUUAUUGUGUAUGAUCUGGGUGGUGGUACUUUCGAUGUCUCCCUUCUCUCCAUUGAUAACGGUGUUUUCGAGGUUCUGGCUACCGCUGGUGACACCCACCUUGGUGGUGAGGAUUUCGACCACCGUAUCAUGGACCACUUCACCAAGCUCUACAACAAGAAGAACAACGUUGAUGUUACCAAGGAUCUUAAGUCUAUGGGUAAGCUCAAGCGCGAGGUUGAGAAGGCCAAGCGUACUCUGUCUUCCCAGAUGUCCACUCGUAUCGAAAUUGAGGCUUUCCACAACGGCGAGGACUUCUCUGAGACCCUGACUCGCGCUAAGUUCGAAGAAUUGAACAUGGAUCUGUUCAAGAAGACCCUCAAGCCUGUUGAUCAGGUUCUCAAGGACGCCAAGGUUAAAAAGUCUGAGAUCGACGAUAUCGUUCUUGUUGGUGGAUCUACCCGUAUCCCCAAGGUCCAAGCUCUUCUUGAGGAGUACUUCGGUGGCAAGAAGGCCAGCAAGGGUAUCAACCCUGACGAGGCCGUCGCUUUCGGUGCCGCUGUUCAGGGUGGUGUUCUCGCUGGUGACGAAGCUGUCUCGGAAGUCGUUCUUAUGGAUGUGAACCCUCUUACUCUCGGUAUCGAGACUACUGGUGGUGUGAUGACCAAGCUCAUCCCCCGUAACUCUGUCAUUCCUACCCGCAAGUCUCAGACCUUCUCUACUGCGGCUGACAACCAGCCUACUGUUUUGAUCCAGGUCUUCGAGGGUGAGCGCUCAAUGACUAAGGACAACAACCAGCUCGGCAAGUUCGAGUUGACUGGAAUUCCUCCUGCCCCUCGUGGUGUUCCUCAGAUCGAGGUCGCCUUCGACCUGGAUGCCAACGGAAUUCUCAAGGUUAGCGCCAGUGACAAAGGAACUGGCAAGGCUGAGUCCAUCACCAUUACCAACGACAAGGGCCGUCUCACCCCCGAGGAUAUCGAGCGUAUGGUCCAGGAGGCCGAGGAAUACGCUGAGGAGGACAAGGCUAUGAAGUCCAAGAUCGAGGCCCGUAAUGGCCUGGAGAACUACGCUUUCAGCUUGAAGAACCAGGUCAACGAUGACGAGGGUCUCGGUGGCCAGGUUGAUGAGGACGACAAGCAGACUAUCCUGGAUGCUGUCAAGGAGACCAUUGACUGGUUGGAGGACAACGCUGCCACCGCCACCGCCGAGGACUUCGAGGAGCAAAAGGAGCAGCUCUCUAGUGUCGCUUACCCGAUCACCAGCAAGCUUUAUGGCUCCGCUCCUCCUCCUGAAGACGAUGAGCCUGUGGACCACGACGAGCUGUAA
Messenger RNA from Penicillium angulare, 2019 nucleotides. It is a transcript of the gene bipA, whose product is annotated as Hsp70 family ATPase KAR2. Gene Ontology annotation, molecular function: ATP hydrolysis activity; heat shock protein binding; ATP binding. Gene Ontology annotation, biological process: endoplasmic reticulum unfolded protein response; protein refolding; cellular response to unfolded protein. Gene Ontology annotation, cellular component: membrane; cytoplasm; endoplasmic reticulum chaperone complex. The record is from RefSeq and is a predicted model, not a curated record. The transcript has 3 exons. The coding region runs from base 1 to 2019 and encodes 672 amino acids. Lineage: Eukaryota; Fungi; Ascomycota; Eurotiomycetes; Eurotiales; Aspergillaceae.